CGCUGCGUUGUUAUACCGGUUAUACUCUGGGUUUGGUGGUGUCUGCUGAUGUCAAAUCGUCUAUAUGAAAUAGGAACAUAACAUUUAUGUGCAGAAGAUGUGAAUACCAGCAUUUAUAUCUAAAAUAUUCUUGAGCUCCGGCUGACUGGCAUGGCGUUAGUCAGAUCACCAAGGCUGCCGCUGUGGCUGACGGACCUUUGCCGACCCAAACAGCACGGUCCUUUCACUAGCUUGCGGCUUGUGAGUGCUGGGCAGGCUACUGAGAAGAUAACCUGUCCCUUGGACCUGCCUAGUGAAGCUCGUGUGGUCAUCUGUGGAGGUGGUGUUGUAGGCUGCUCAGUGGCAUAUCAUUUGGCACGAGACCAUGGCCUUACUGAUGUUGUUGUCCUUGAGAAAGGAGUAAUUGGAGGUGGUUCAACAAAGCAUGGUGCUGGGCUCCUGGGGCAGCUGAAGGCCACUACAAUCGAAUGCAGAGUUUCCAAAUACAGCAUUCAGCUGUACAAGGACUUUGAAAGCAGAGGCUUUGACACAGGAUGGAACCAGUGUGGAAGUCUUCUUCUUGCUCGCACAAAAGACCGUCUCUUUUACUUCAGGAGACUAGCAGCAAUGGCAGCGUCACUAAACCUUGAGUGCCAUUUGCUGUCUCCCGCAGAGGCACAGUCAAAGGCUCCAGAUAUCACAACCGAGUUGUUAGAAGGUGCGCUAUGGGUGCCUGGUGACGGUGUGGCAGAUCCUUCGCUUGUCUGCCAAGUACUUGCUGAACAAGCAUCUGAGAUGGGCAUUAAAAUUAUGGAAGGUUGCUCAGUUGAAAAAGUUACUGCACAUGGCCACCUCAAUAUGCAUGAUGUGGAAACAAACUGGGGAUCUAUACGCUGUGAAUAUUUUGUAAACUCAGCUGGAUAUUUUGGCCGACACCUUGGCAAAAUGAGCACCCCUGAAGUGAAGGUUCCUCUGUAUCCAUGUGAGCACCAUUUCCUCCACACCUUACCUGUGGAAGGCAUGGAUCCUGACAUGCCUGUGAUUCACGACUGUGAUGGCCACUUCUACUUAAGAGCACAUGAAGGAGCAUAUCUUGCUGGGGGCUUUGAACCUCAAAGUAAGCCAGCUGAUCUCAGCAUCCUUCCAUCUGGAGAAUUGGGAACACUUCCAGAAGACUGGGAUCAGUUCUAUGUCCUGUUGAAGGAAAUUCUUUUCCGUUUUCCGAACCUGGGAAACGUGAAAGUGGACAGACUUUACAAUUGCCCUGAAAGCUUUACACCUGAUUGUCGUUGGAUUAUAGGGGAAGCUCCAGAGGCAAAGAACUAUUUUGUGGCUUCUGGAAUGAAGUCUGUUGGCAUUGAGGCUGCUGGUGGCUUGGGGAAAGUCACAGCUGAAUGGAUUGCAAAAGGAGAGCCGAAGCUUGACCUGUGGGACAUUGACAUACGGAGGUUCAUCGGGAUCCAUAACAAUGCUCAUUUUCUUCGAGAUCGCAUGACUGAGGCACCAGGCAUGCAUUACAAGUUAUGUUAUCCCUUUGUGGAAUUUCAAACUGGUCGAGAGCUGCGGAUGUCGCCCAUAUAUCCUCGUCUCAAACUGGCUGGAGCUGUUUUUGGACAAACAAUGGGUUACGAGAGGCCCCAUUAUUACACAUCCAGUGAUCAUAAUAUCCUGACAGGGACGGACCUGCCUUCAGCUAAUGUGGAUGUGUAUGGAAAGCCGCCAUGGUUUGAUGCAGUGAAAUCUGAGUAUGAAGCCUGCAGAGAGAGGGUGGCUCUUCUUGACUAUUCCUCUUUCACCAAACUGGAAGUUUGGUCUCCUGGUAGUGAGGUGGUUGAUCUGCUGCAGUACUUGUGUUCAAAUGAUAUUGAUAUCCCCGUGGGAAGCAUUGUUAACACUGGUAUGCAAAACCAUUGGGGCGGCUAUGAAAAUGACUGCAGCCUUGUCAGGCUCGAGAAAAACAGGUACAUGAUAGUGGCACCCACAAAGCAGCAAAUGCGCUGCCAGACAUGGAUUCGUCGCCAUGUGCCAUAUGACAGCCCUAUUGUCGUUGCUGACGUCACUUCUAUGUAUACUGCCAUCUGCAUCAUGGGCCAGCGAGCACCAAGCCUCAUGUCGGAACUGACUGACACCUCAUUGACAUCCAAGGACUUUCCACUCUUCACGUGGAAAGAGCUUGACAUAGGUUUGGCCAGUGGUAUCAAAGUUUUUCACAUGACUCAUACUGGAGACAGAGGAUGGGUCUUGUACAUACCUAAUGAGUAUGCUCUUCAUGUAUAUGAUAGAAUCCUUGAAGUGGGCCAGAAGUAUGGCAUUCAGCAUGCCGGUUACUUUGCCAUGCGAACACUUCGAAUUGAGAAGUUUUUUGCCUUCUGGGGAAAGGACCUGGACUGCACGACGACUCCAUUUGAGUGCGGACGGGCCUUCAGAGUCAAGUUUAAUAAAGACUUUCUUGGUAAGGAAGCACUGUUGAAACAGAAAGAAGCAGGUGUGACACGACGGUAUGUGCAGCUGCUGCUUAAGGAUCACGACCCUGACUAUGAUCCAUGGCCUUGGGGUGGAGAGCCCAUCUUGUUUGAGGACCGCUGCAUUGGCAUGACAUCCACUACCUGUUAUGGAUUUACGCUUGGUGGACAGGUUUGCCUGGGCUUUGUGGAGAACAAGGAUGAGAAUGGUGUGCCACAAGUGCUGACAAAUGACUUCAUCUUGAAGAAUGAGUUUUAUGUUGACAUUGCUGGCCACAAGUUUGCAGCUCGAGCCAACAUUCAUUCACCAUCAUUGGCUUAUCAGGUGACCACCCCUGACCGACUUUAUCUGGCAACAAGAUGAAGACCUUCCUUGGAGUGGCCAAAUGUGUCAGUAAAUGUGCAGCACUGGCAUUUGUAUUUAAUUAAUACCUAGAGAGUGGCUUUCAUAAAUGUAGCAAUGCUAUGUGGAGAGAGCCUUUGCUGGUUUCCUCAAAGUGUUUGUUGCUGAGUUUAUAUACUCUGAGCAGUUUAUAGACAGCAUUUCGGUGACUUAAAUUGCAUAAUUUAUUAAGUUGUUAUUUCUGAACUUUGCUUAAUGUGCUGUUAAAGUAAUUAGACCUAGUCAUCCUGUUGGCACCAAGAUGUUUGUAAUUAUUCAUAUAGUGUUUUUGAUGCUAAGAACUGCUUUGUUGUGAUCUUUUGUGAGAAAGUAAGAAAACGGGGAGUGAGAUGUGGAGGUGACUCAGCUGUGCAUCGAACCAAAAGCAUUACCUGUGUGUCUAUGACUAUUGCUGUAGUAAGAUCUUAAAGUAGGGAUACUUGAAGGACUUGAAAUUGAUCUGAAUUGUUGACAUCCAUCUAGCUACUUAUGGAAGAUGUCUAUUGGUUCUUACUGCCAUUUUAACAAAAAGCAGUUUUUAAAAAUGUAAACUGUGUUGCACUUAGUGAGCAUUAUUUCACUAUUAAUGUAGCUGUUAUAAUACUAGCUGUCCCAACUACAUGUCACCAAGAAAUAAAAAAUAAUGUAGGGCUUUAUGCGAACGGUGAUCACUGUAUGCCUUUGGAUGCUGUUCGGGCUAGUCACGAGUACGGUGGAAUCUCAUUGAUACGGUUCUGCGUAAUACGUUUUUCGGGAUAAUACGUUUAUUUUUAUUUUUCCGGCCAACACCUCAUAGGAGCAAUGUAUUUUCAUACGGUUUAUACGAUCGCGUUUUCGCCUGAAAUUGGAUAAUAUGACUGCAAACUAUGAUUUCUGAAACUCGUAGCUUUAUAUUCAAGUGUACUAGAUUAAAUUACAUUCUAAUGAACAAUGAACAACGUGUUAAGGACCGGCUACACUAGCGGAAAAAUGAGCGUCACAAAAGCUGCCGCGUAGCAGGUCUUCCGUGCCACGGGAGGGAUUGGUCCUGGACCGAUUUAAAUUGCGCGCGCUGCAGGGGCAAAUGAGCCGCAAGCGUAGGAGACCAAUGAGAGUGGACCCUUCAGUACGUAUGCGUGGGAAACUGUUGUCAUGCGGACCCGCCCGACCGCUGUUUUCGUACUCACGUCUGGUAUCAGCCAGACCGCUUGUUUCAUGGUAUCGUCUGUUCGCGUCAGCUUUCGCUCGCGCUUGUUGUGGUUGGCUUUUCAGGCGAGAUUUUCAUGCGGUCACGUGCAGUGGCGUAGCCAGAAAUUUUGUUUGGGGGGGGGGCUCAGGUUACAGCGCAGCCUCCUCCUUAUAGAAUUUGUCGAGGGAUCAAAUACAUGAAUAAUAACUACAUUGCCAUGGCCAAUGCCAUUGUAUAUUAGAUGCUGCAAAUGAAUUAUUGAACGCUACGCACUCUGAAUACAAGUAUGUAUUUUUUUCAUAAAAAAAUAUAUUUGUAUGUCCCCAAAAUUGUGGCAGAAAUAAUUGAUAUCAAUGCUUCCGCGCUUCUUUUUUUUUUCAUUUAAUAAGUACAAAAAAUAUCACGUGAACUUUAGAACUAUAUCAGUUCAAAACCAGCAAUGCAGUGCAUGCAGCUGAUAUGAAAAACGUAAAGGCCAUGAAAUUAACAAGUUGAGGAUAAAUAUUUUGAUGAAUCUAUGUCAUUCAAGAACCUUGUUUACAUUUUAGUACAUAUGCAACGGCCAGGAAAAAAACCUCAAUGACGCUGUCCUUCAUUGCAAUGGAUUGCGCAGGAGCAGCUGUUACCAGUCGUGUAUUGUGAGUAAUUGCACCGAAAUUAAAGUCGCAACAGUGAGUACAUAUAUAAAGCAGGAGUUCUGAAAAAUAUACAUUAGAAAUGCAAAGAUUGAAUGGAAUAUACAAAUACGAAGA
Molecule: messenger RNA, 4743 nt
Organism: Dermacentor silvarum
Lineage: Eukaryota; Metazoa; Arthropoda; Arachnida; Ixodida; Ixodidae
Product: pyruvate dehydrogenase phosphatase regulatory subunit, mitochondrial-like
Exons: 19
Coding region: 151-2805 (884 amino acids)
Cellular component (GO): cytoplasm; mitochondrion; mitochondrial matrix
Molecular function (GO): oxidoreductase activity; protein binding
Source: RefSeq, a predicted model, not a curated record